CCAGGUCACAGAGGAACAUCAGCGGGUUGAUGAAGAACCCGGCCCCUCCUUCACCACUGAGGGGCAGGUGGGCCUACCUACCGAGGGCCAGAACAGGUCCAAAGUGCAUAUGACCAGCUCGGGGUCUGGGAAGCCAUGGCCCUUUAGUGCCCGGAGAUGGAGUCCUCCCCAGAAGCCCAUCAGGUUCCGCAGACCUCCAUCCUUGAAGCUGCUCAAUCAGCAAAGGCGGAUCGCACUUCACAACUCCUUCCUGGAGUCGCCCAGGUUCCGCAAGAGGUUCCCAAUGUGUGAUGCCUUCCUGGAGCACCAGGCCCAUGUGAAUCACACCGGGCCAGAGGACCUGCAGCCCCAGGGGGCAGAGCCCAAGGCACCGGCCCAGGAGGCAGAGGAGGCUCCUGCAGAAACACCUGAAGUCCAGACAGAGGCGUCUGACAAGGAGUCUGAUGAAGAGCUGGAGGCGUGGGCACCUCCAGAGCUCCUGCCACCUCCAUCAGCCUCUCCGGUGGCAGCUGUGGAGCCGGGGCCGGCCUUGGAGGCACCUGCAGACAUGACUGAGGCCCCACCACCCCUGGAUGAGGAGCCCUCCCUGGAACCUGCCCUGGGUCUCCCCGUGUCCCCAGGCCAAGGCCUCAAGAGAGGCAGCGAUGAGAGUAGGUUCCGCAUUGGCCGCCGCUGGUUCAGGACUCAGCACAGACCCCUGUCGCCCUUGACACGGCUGGAGCCAGAGGUAACACAGGGAGGCCCAGGGUGGUUGUGUGCGGGCCAGGCCACCACUCUGACCCACCUGAGCAGCCCGAUGUCCCCUCCGUGUGUCAAGGCUGGCUGGGUGGACGUGGAGUGUGGGUGGCCCCCGCUGCCCGAGGUCUAUCCCGAGCCCUGGAGGUGA
Messenger RNA from Eptesicus fuscus (big brown bat), 886 nucleotides. RefSeq names its product fibrous sheath CABYR-binding protein-like. Lineage: Eukaryota; Metazoa; Chordata; Mammalia; Chiroptera; Vespertilionidae. The transcript is spliced from 3 exons. The record is from RefSeq and is a predicted model, not a curated record. The coding region runs from base 110 to 886 and encodes 258 amino acids.